GUGGCCUUCUCAGUCACUGGAUCCGAGUCUAAUAGAACAUCUUUGGGAUGUGGGAGAACAAAGAAAAUCUGCAGGACUUGCUCAGUGUGAUCACGAUCAGCAUGGAUAGAAAAUCUCAGUGAAAUGUUUCCAACAUUACGUGGAAUCCAUGCCAGCGUCUUGAGAGCAAAGGGAGGCCCUACCUAGUAUUAGUUCCUAAUAAAGUGCUCUGAGAGUUUUAUUUCUUCUGGUUUGGUCUCCCACACAACAUACUAUUACACUAAGUGGUAUAAAGGUACACCUAUGCAGUUAUUUCUCUGGUGUGUUGAAUGCACCAGAAUGCAGGCACUGAAUUGAACCUACACUAUAAUGCCAAAAGUUUUGGGACACUUCUCCAAAUCCUUGAAUUCAGGUGCUGUUUUUCAGGGCUUGGGCUUGGCCCCUUAGGUCCAGAGUUCAGCAAACCAAGACCUCUUGGACAAUUUCAUGCUCCCAACUUUGUGGGAACAGUUUGGGGCACACCAGUGCACAAAGACAUGGAGUUUGGUGUGGAGGAGCCUGACCGGUCCUGACCUCAACCUGAUAGAACACCUUUGGGAUGAAUCAGAGCGGAGACAGACCUUCUCGUCCAGCAUCAGUGCCUGACCUCACAAAAAUGGUCAUUAAAAGAAUUCCCAUAAACACACUCCUACACCUUGUGGAAAGCCUUCCCAGAAGCUGUUAUAGCUGCAAAGGACGGGACAACUCCAUAUUACAUUCAUGUGCAUGUAAAGGCAGAUGUUCCAAAACUUUUGGCAAUAUAGUGUAUUCAAAGAGUCUAAGUGAGUCGAUACAAAGAGUCGAAUCUUUCGAGAAUCCUUAAAUGGUUUAGACAGUGGUGUGAGAUGAAAACAUGGUUUAGAGCAAAGACAAGGUGGAUGUGUUUACUCUCUUAUUAAAAUCAGAUAAAUGAGUGUUAAACUGCCCCCCCAUGCUCCCCUCCCCCCCCUCCCCUUCAGUCUGGAUAAUGAAAGUAAGACGCUGUGUAUUCUUCCGUAUUGAGCCAGCACAAGGACGAAGGGCACGGAGAGACUACCGCGAAUCUCGCAGACCAUGAAAAGGCAGGUUUCCAACCAUACAGGGGGAGAGGAAGAUGAUUUAAUGAAAAGGCCCAGAACAUCAGCAGACUCAGUAGUCACGAUGGCCGAAAGAACAGACUCAACUGCUUCCAGUACUUUGUCCUUGGACCAGAUUAUCCCUUUCAGAGGAGAGGAAAAUCACAGGACCGAAAGGGUUGAAAUAAAGGGAUCAGAUGCACCAACAAAGCUACCUCGGUACCAAGAUGGAAAAUUCUGCCCACAGCACUGUGCUCCCCUCGAAGUUUACUGCAAGACAGACCGGACACUGAUCUGUAAACACUGUGCCACACUACAACACCAAGGCCACAAAAAGUGCUACACAGUAGGAGCCAAGGUCUUCCAGGAGCUGGACACAACGUUUCUACUCGAGCAAACAUUGAAUAAUGUAGACAAGAACAAGCUCAUGUGUUACCUAUCUCAAAAUUACCCACAAUGCUUUGAGACUCCUCAGGUGCCUUGUGAUGUCCAGGAUGUGUCUAAACUUAUUCUGGAGAGAUUUGGCUCCGAGGUGGCACUGAAGAUCGCUCUAAAGGUCAUGUUGGAGAAAGGGGGCCAUUUGGAAACCAUUCAAGAUCGUCUAAAAUCUAAACUACAGCGUCAUCUCAAAUCUAAGUUCGAGUGCAUAAACGAAGGAAAUGCUCAGCAAGGGACUCCGAUUCUCCUAAACGAUAUCUACACUGAGCUCCUCAUUACAGAAGGAGGGGAUGAAGGUAUUAAUAAAGAACAUGAGGUCAGACUGAUUGAGGAAGCAUGCAAGAACAGAGACACGCAGGAGACCGUGAUACAAUGCAACGACAUCUUUAAACCUUUACACGGACAGAAGAAGCGCAUCCGCACCGUGUUAACAAAGGGCAUUGCUGGGAUCGGGAAAACGGUUUCUGUCCACAAAUUCAUCUUGGACUGGGCAGAAGGAAAAGAGAACCAGGAUAUUUACUUCAUUUUCCCGCUUCCUUUCCGUGAUCUGAAUUUAAAGAGAGAUAACAAAUAUAGCGUGUUGCAACUUCUUCAUCAAUAUUUUCCAGAACUUAAAGAAUUGAAAUCUGUUAGUAGUGAGAAAACAAAAGCCAUGUUCAUCUUUGACGGCCUGGACGAGUGCAGACUUCCUCUUGAUUUCAUGAACAACGAAAUGUGUUGUGACGUAACAAAGGAAAUCCCUGUAGAUGUGCUGCUAACAAACCUCAUCCGAGGAAAUCUACUUCCCACCGCACUUCUGUGGAUAACCUCCCGGCCAGCGGCGGCCGAUCAGAUCCCUCCUGAUUGUAUCGAUCGGGUUACAGAGGUUCGAGGAUUUAACGACUCAGAGAAAGUGCGAUACUUCAGGAAGAGGUUCAGUGAUCCAAGUCUUGCUGACAAAAUUGUUGCACACGUUAAAUCUUCAAGGAGCCUCCACAUCAUGUGUCAUAUACCAGUCUUCUGCUGGAUUUCAGCUACGGUUCUGGAAAGAAUGUUGGGUAAAGCAGACAUGGAGGUGCCUAAAACUCUGACUCAGAUGUACACUCACUUCCUCAUCAUCCAGACACAUUUAAAGAACAAGAAGUACCAUGGAAUGACCAAGGAAGACAUGGACCUGACGGAAUCCGACAAGGAAAUGCUUCUUAAACUGGCUGAGCUAGCGUUUCUGCAGCUGGAGAAAGGAAAUCUGAUUUUCUAUGAAGAAGAUCUGAUUGAAUGUGGCAUUAAUGUUGCCGAAGCAUCUGAGUACUCCGCGAUUUGCACAGAAAUCUUUAAAGAAGAGUUCGGAUUGUACCGAGAGAAGGUCUUCUGCUUCGUCCACCUGAGUAUUCAGGAGCAUCUAGCAGCGAUGUACGUGCUGGUUAAAUUUGUAAACAAUGAUAUGAACAUUUUCAGUAAAGAUGCAGGGAAUCUGAACCAAACCACAAAGAUAUCAGAUUUACACAAGAGUGCUGUAGACAGAGCCAUGCAGAGUGAGAACGGACACUUUGACCUUUUCCUGCGCUUUCUUCUCGGUCUCUCACUUGACUCUAAUCAGGUUCUUCUGAGAGGACUGCUGCCAAAAAGCUGCUCUGAGAACUUGGAAGAAACAGUUGAGUACAUUAAAGAGAGGAUCAGAAACGAAUCAUCAGCAGAAAGAACAAUCAACUUAUUUCACUGUCUGAAUGAACUGAAUUACAACUCACUGGUGGAAGAAAUUCAUAGUUUCUUGAGCUCAGGCAGGAAUUCAGAGACUGAGCUCAAACCUGACCAGUGCUCGGCUCUAGCCUAUGUGCUGCUAACAUCUGAUGAUGUGAUUAAUGAAUUUGACGUAAAAACGUGCAAUACAUCUCUUGAGGGAUAUCAGAGGCUGUUGCCGGUUGUCAGGAACCUAAGAAAAGCAAUCCUCGCUGGUAUCAACCUCACAGACGAAUCCUGCGAGACUCUGGCUUCGAUCCUCCAGUCAGCUAACUCGCACCUGACAGAACUGGACCUCAGUUUCAACAAUUUGGGAGAUUUAGGAGUCAAGCUCCUUUGUAGUGGCCUCUCAAAUCCACACAACAGACUACUGAAACUAAAUUUCAGCUACAACAAGCUUGAAUUAAUAGGAGUGAGGCAGCUUUGCGAUUGUCUGAUAGAUCCACACUGCAAACUGCAGACACUUGGACUGGCUGGAACCAACUUCUCAGAACAGUCUUGUGAAUUAAUGGCCUCGGUUUUCCAGUCUGUGACCUCCCACCUCAGAGAGCUUGACCUUGGCUGCAACAUUUUGAGAGACUCUGGAGUGAAGCUUCUCACUGUGGGACUAAACACUAUACAGUGCAAAAUUGAGAAACUUGGACUGGACAGAUGUAGCCUUACAACCGAAUCGUGUGAAGCCUUGAAAGCCGUUCUGCAGUCACCCAACUCACACCUUAGAGAGCUGAACCUGAGCUACAAUAAACUGGAAAUCUCAGCAGUGCAACAGCUCUGUGAUGGGCUAACAUGUCCAAACUGCAAACUGGAAGGACUGGAUCUCAGCUACAACAACCUUAGCCAUUCUGGAGUAAAACUUCUCUGUGCCGGAUUGAUGAAUCCAGACUGUAAAAUCAAGAGCAUAAGAAUUGCUGAUGUUGGCAUUUCAGACGAGGCAUGUGAAACGCUGGCUUUGGCUCUACAGUCCACAAAUCCACAUCUGAGAGAGCUUGAUCUCAGCAACAACUGGAUAGGAGACUCAGGAGUAAAACUGCUCUGUGAAGGACUCAUCAGCCCAAAGAGCAAACUAGAAAAACUGAGCCUGCGCUGGUGUAAUCUCACAGACAGUUCUUGUGUGAAUCUGGCCAAAGUCCUGAGUACCCCCACUUGCUUGACAGAUUUGGAGCUAAGAGACAACGACCUGUAUGAUUCAGGUGUGGAGAUGCUUUGCACUGGUCUGCGACAUCCACACUGCUCACUGCAGAGACUGGGUCUUUCAGGGUGUUGUGUUACAGAGGAAGGCUGUUCUACCCUAGCCCUAUCUUUAAGAUCAGAUCAUUCACAAUUAAGAGAGCUAGACCUCAGCUACAAUCACCCAGGAGAGGCAGGAAUGAGACAGCUCACUGCUGUUCGGAAUGAUCCACACAGUAAACUGGAGAAAUUCAGUGUGGACCACAGUGAUGAAUGCAGAACCAAACAAGGAAUGAAGAAAUAUGCCUGUGAGAUCACCCUAGACCCAAACACCGCACACAAAACCCUGAUAUUGACCAGAAACAAAAUGGUGACGAUGACAAAAGAUGCACAGCCGUAUCCCGAUCAUCCAGACCGCUUCGAGUACUAUGCUGAAGUUCUGUGCAAAGAAUCCCUGAUCGGCACUCGCUUCUACUGGGAAGUUGAGUGGACCGGAGAUGUCGUUUACAUAGGGGUCGCUUACAAAGGGAUCGACAGAAAAGGCCGCAGCACAGACUGUAAACUGGGGAUGAAUAACAAAUCCUGGAUUCUGUCCUGUUCGAACGACUACGGCUAUUACGUUAGUUAUAAUAACAUAGAGACCGUUGUACCUGCUCCACAAAAUCCGUCCAAAAGAAUGGGUAUUUAUCUAGACUGGAAUGCUGGCACACUCUCUUAUUUUAUCAUCUCAGCUGGCAGGCUGUAUCACACAUAUACGUUUCACACAACAUUCACUGAGCCACUUUAUCCAGCCAUCAGGGUCUAUAACUACAGUGACACAGUCACAUUGUGUGAGCUAGUAUAACACUAGGGCAUGCAUUUUUGGAAAUUUAAAAAGCAUGCAGUGAAUUUAGUCCUGUGAUAAGGAAGAGUUUAAGCCAGGGGUGUCCAAUCUUAUCCAGAAAGGGCCGGUGUGGGUGCAGGUUUUCAUUCCAACCAAGCACCUGAUUCCAACUGGCUAAUCAACUGAUCUUGGCUUUCAGUAGACUAAGGUGUGGCUUCUGCUCGUUUGGAAUGAAAACCUGCACCCACACCGGCUGUUUGCGGAUAAGAUUGGACACCCCUGGUUUAAGCAGAGGAGAUUUAUUUAUUUAUUUUGACAAAUAGGGUACAAGGCAGUAGUGAGACCGUCCAUACUGUAUGGUUUAGAGGCAGUGUCACUGAGGAAGAGACAAGUACAUCAGAGGGACAGCUCAUGUCAGACAUUUGGGGGACGAAGUUAGAGAGGCUAGAUUAAGAUGGUUUGGACAUGUCCAGAGGAGGGAGAGUGAGUAUAUUGGUAGGAGAAUGUUGGACAUGGAGCUGCCAGGCAGGAGGGAAAGAGGAAGGCCAAAGAGGAGGUAUAUGGAUGUAAUAAAUGAGGAUAUGAAGCUAGUGGGUGCAAGUGUUGAGGAUGCAGAAGACAGGGAUAGGUGGAGGGAGAUGAUUCGCUGUGGCCACCCCUGAAGGGAAAAGCCGAAAGAAGAAGAAGAAGAAGAAGAUUAUAUGAUUAUAUAUAGUCAUGGCAAAACAAAUGUACACCCUCUAUGUUCUAUGUGGUUAUUUAUUUGCUUAAACAACAGAUGUGUGGCCUUGACCAGCUUCUAUAAACUAAUAAGCACCCUCUUAUCGUUCAGUAUCAUGUAGAACGCCUAGGAAGAUUUGCAACUAUCUUAAAGGUGAAAGAAAGUUUUGGAGAUGACCUUAUAACCCAUCCCAACUUUAUAAGCAGUCAUAAUUGCUUCGCUGAGGUCAUGGCUCAUGUCCUUUCUUCAUGGCAUCACGUAGACACACCUGGGUGCUUCAGAAAACCAAACUUCCAAAAGGUUCUGCUUUUAUAGAGAUAGAAAUAGUCACACUUUUAUGGUAUCUGUUAGAUCCCCCAGCUUGAUUGUUCUUGGGGGCUUGAAGAUGAAGAAUAAGAUGUGAUUACAUUUAUAUUAUUAACAUUUAUGGCAUUUGGCAGACACCCUUAUCCACUUACUUUAAUCUCUUUUAUACAUCUGAGCAGGUGAUGGUUACAGGCCUUGCUCAAUGGCAGCUUGAUGGCCCUGGGGUUUAAACUUAUAAUCUUCCAAUCAGUGGUCCAACAUCAUCAGACAAUAACACAACCCCGGCUGAUUUCAAAAAGCUAGAGUGAAGAUUCAUUAGAAAUAUUAAAAUGCUUUUAAACCAUAUUAACAUAUAUAUGUACAUUAUUUAUUUUAAUAUGAUUGCUGUAUUAUUGUGAAAAUAAAGCCAAAGAUACGAGCAACAAACUGUUUGUUAUUGACGAGGAGCAGGAAGCCGAGCCGAUGCGUCUGAACCAGAGGAGAACCAGAAACGUUACUACACUCUUCCUGUAUACACCGAGCAGCCAUAACAUUAUGACCACCUGCCUAAUAUUGUGUCAGUCCCCCUUUUGCUGCCAAAACAACCCUGACUCCACUGGAUCCCUGAAGGUGUGCUGUGGCACCAAGAUAUUAGGAGCAGAUCCUGUAAGUCCUGUAAGUUGCGAUGUGGGGCCUCCAUAGAUCGGACUUGUUUGUCCAGCACAUCCCACAGAUGCUCGAUUGGAUUGAGAUCUGGGGAAUUCGAGGGCCAAGUCAACACCUCAAACUGGUUGUUGUGCUCAUCAAACCAUUCCUGAACCAUUUUUGUCACCGGUUCACCACUAUUCCUUCCUUGGACCACUUUUGAUAGAUACUGACCACUGCAGACCGGGAACACCCCACAAGAGCUGCAGUUUUAGAGAUGCUCUGAUCCAGUCGUCUAGCCAUCACAAUUUGGCCCUUCGUCAAACUCGCUCAAAUCCUUACGCUUAUCCAUUUUUCCUGCUUCUAACACAUCGACUUUGAGGACAAAAUGUUCACUUGCUGUCUAAUAUAUCCCACCCACUAACAGGUGCCAUGAUGAGGAGAGCAUCAGUCUUAUUCACGGCACCUGUAACUGGUCAUAAUGUUAUGCCUGAUCGGUGAAUUCUUGUAUCCUUAUAUACUCAUAUAGUUGGUGCAUUUGUCAUUAAUUUACUAUUCAUAUAAUACAAAUGUAAAAAGUGACAAGAGAAAUAACAAAGGCUGAUAAACAAGAAACCAUAUUUAAAGAUGCAUUU
Hemibagrus wyckioides is the source of this 7503-nucleotide messenger RNA. Its product is annotated as NACHT, LRR and PYD domains-containing protein 3-like. The transcript has 14 exons. The coding region runs from base 1072 to 5238 and encodes 1388 amino acids. The record is from RefSeq and is a predicted model, not a curated record. Gene Ontology annotation, molecular function: zinc ion binding; protein binding. NCBI's taxonomy places the organism in Eukaryota, Metazoa, Chordata, Actinopteri, Siluriformes, Bagridae.